This is a messenger RNA of Salvia hispanica, 5323 nucleotides long. RefSeq lists its product as uncharacterized. The record is from RefSeq and is a predicted model, not a curated record. NCBI's taxonomy places the organism in Eukaryota, Viridiplantae, Streptophyta, Magnoliopsida, Lamiales, Lamiaceae.
UCUCACUACAAACCCUUCUCCAUACUCCUCUCUUUCUCUCUCUACCCUCUCCAAUUCUCUCUGCUCCUCUCCUCAAUCUCUCUAGGAGUGUUGUAUUUGGACUCAUGUCUGUUCCAGGAAAUGCAGAGCGGUCUCUUAGUUUUUCGAGCAGUAUCCCUAUAAAGAAGAGGCGGAUUCCGGUAUUCCAGCCUUGUUCUCCUCCCCGAGAAGAAAAUCCUCCAGCUUUGGAGGAUUGCGGUUCAAAGCAAAAAGAAGAAUCUAAAGGUCAAGAUGGAGGUGGGAUGCCGUCAAGUGAGGCAAUGAAAUCUGAUUCUUUGGUUAACUCUGUGAAAAAGGAAGUUGAUCCAGUGAAGCUAGCUAAUGUGGAUGUUGCUGCAUCCAAGCCUGUUGAGGCGAAGCCCGGAAGUAGUUUAGGUCUUCCAGAUGAUUCAGGGAACAAAAAGGUCGUCGAGCAGAGUGAAAGAUCUUCAGCACAUGUGAAGCAGGAAAUUGUUGGUGGACAAAUUGAAGGUACCUUUGGACUUCAACGUUCUACUGAAAAAAUGAAUGUUGAAUUGUCAUUAGGACCACAAGAAUCGGUUGUUCAUGCUUCGGAACAUCAACAAAAGGAAGUUAAUAUCCGUAAAUCUGACAAAGUAGAAUCUUUGUUGAGUUUGGCUUUACAUGAGGAAAAGCUUGUUUCGCGUGACAAGAAAGAUAUUGCUGCUGACUCCAGCAAUCCGGUAUCUGCUAAUCGAUCAAAUUGGGAUUUGAACACGACUAUGGAUGUAUGGGAAGGUUCUACAUGUAGCGAUGCAUUUACUCAGGGGCUUGGUAAUAUUGGUGGGUUCAACAAGAGUGAUAGUCAUCGCGAUGAUAAAUCUUUGUUGACUAUGGCCAGUUUGACUCGUCCUGGUUAUAAUAAAGGAAAACAUAUAUUAGAUGGUCACACAUCCAGUUCUUUUAAGUUAUUAUCUCCACAACAGCGCAAGGUGGAUGAUUCACUUGGUCUUAGGCUAGCUAUGCCGUUUAUGGAUACCAGCAGUGUGCGCUCAUCUUUAUCUGAUAACUUAGACCUUACUAGUGCCAGUCCAAAUUUGAGUUCGAAACAGGUGCAACUACCCAUCGUGAAUGUGAGUAGGGCUGUGAAAACGGAACCUAUAGAUGAUAAUUCGAAACGUGACUGUAGCAUAGGUAGUUCUAGCAGUACCAAUAUGGAAUCUUCAAAGUUCAGUUCAGUUAAAAGAGAAUGUGCCAUUAACCACAGCUUACAAACAAUAUUGCAGUCAUCCCCAAGUCUUGAGAAAAUAGAUGACCGUAUACCGAUAAAGUCUGAAGUGGUUCAGGAUUACAAGCAAGAAGUCUGCAAGUCAAUUGAUGCUGCUACUCCACCUGUUACAAGAGUUAUGCAGCAUCAAGAUAGCUGUGCAUCCUCUUCUGCCAUGCCAGUUUCUUUGUUGCCUCAGAGUAUAUCUCCUGCGCGGUUAACAACUUGUUCAGAGGUAACUACAAAUAGAGAUAUUUUAAAUCAAUCUGAACAAUCCAUUCAUAGUAAGGAAUCUCAGAGCAGUGACAACAAGCCUGAUGAGCCAAAUGCUAUGCCUAUCAGAAAGGACAACAACCAAUUAAGAACGUCUCAGUUAGGGAGUUCGAGUGUUGUAGACGAGGGUAAGUGUGCAUUGGCUCGGAUUGAUGAACAUGCAGUUGAAUCAUUCCAAAAUGACAACACAUCUGAAAAUGGUGAGGUAGAUAUGGACAUAUCUAAUGAUACUCGUGAAGAAAAUUCCUCUGGGUCUGAUACUGAUACUGAAUCUGCACAUAUUCGUGCCGCUGGUACUGUUCGUCAAAAGGAAGAUGAAGAAUAUGAAGAUGGUGAGGUUCGAGAGCAUUUGCAACAUGCAGCUGAAGGAGCUCCAAUUGUUGAGGGAAAGGGUAAUGAUGAUUUAAAACUUGUCGCAUUUGAUUCUCAAAAUUUGCAGCCUGGUGAUCCUUCAGUCAGCCAAAGCAUGAGUACAUCUGUAUUCAAGGAAAAAGAAGAUGUAGAGGAAAAUAUUGACGGAACUCAAGCUGAACCGACCAAUGAUCAAGUUGGUGCUUGUUGUGAGCCUGACAUUGAAGAUAACUCGUUGCAUGAGUCAUAUGAAAUGUCAGAAGUGGUUGCUGAAGAGAAAAGAGCAACCAGUGUCACUCUUGAUGGACAACUUGAUAUGUCAGUAGAAGAUAUGCUCGAAAGACAAGUCUCUUCUGAUAUUCCAACUGAUCAAAGCCAUGGGAUCGAUGUUGGAAUUGGUGGUGAGGCCAAGGUUGUUAGAGAAAACUGCAUGCAUGAGGGUGAGGGUGAUUUGACUUUGUCUGAUGUCGGAGCAUGUCUAGAUGGCCAUGAUGCCGCUAAGGAUUCCAACAAUGCUAGUAAUAAGAGCCGCAUCAUAAAUUUAUCACGCCCUUCAGUUAUGUCAGCUCCUUUCAAAACAAAACACUAUUCAAAUAGGUCACAGACGACACGAAGUGGGAAAGAAAGAUAUUCUGAUUUUGAUGGAGAGAUGCAACCAAGAGGCAAUAGCAGAGAUGAAUUCUAUACUGGCGGUUCAAAUAAAUUUGUGAAAGAUAGGGCCUAUGAUCAAUCGGUCAGGAAUUCUAGACCAAAUUUCAUGCGUGGAAAAGGGAGAACCGGUGGCCGUUUUGGCUCGUUCCGUCGUGAAUGGGAUUCUGAUCACAACUUUGCACCAGAAAGUUCUUAUGGCCAAUCUGAUUAUCGAGUCAUCAGGCGUAAACAUGCUUCAUCCAUUUCUGAUGCUGAUCUUGAACAUGGUGGCUAUAAUAUUCCACAAGAUAAUACCUCUUUUGGUGGUAACAGAAGGAAGACAAUGAAUGAUGAAUUUUCUUCACUACGCCGUGCAUCCUUGAGGAGAGUCUCUUCUGGUGAUAGAGAUGGUCCUGUGGCAAGGGGCUUUCAGAUGAUUCACAGAAUCCCAAGAAAUUCAAGUCCAAGACGCAGUUCUGGAGAGGCUGGUUCCAAUAUGAUGGGACUUCAAAACGAUGAGAAGUUUAUGCAGCAUUUAUCUGAUGAUGUUGGUAAUCCUGUCUAUGCUCAACCACAAGCUUUGUAUGAAGAACUUGAUAAUCAGCUUGUGCGUGGGAACAGGAACUUCUCUACUACCCUGCAAAGAAAGGGCUAUCCUCGAAUUCGCUCAAAAUCUCCAGUUAGAUCUCGAACACGUUCUCCUGGUCCGUGGUCAUCUCCUCGCAGGAGAUCACCCAACGGACUUCAAGAGCUUGUUCAGCAUCAGUCUCCAGCGUUGUAUAGAAUGGGGAGGAUGAGAUCUCCUGACCAUGGUUGUUUUCAUGAUGACAUGGUUGCUAGAAGGCGUGGAUCUCCCUCCUAUGUUGCAAGGCAUAAUAAUGACAUGAGAGAAGUUGAUUCUGGAAGGGAGCACAUUCAUCCUAGGACUACUGAUUCUAAUAGGAGAGACUCACCUGGACUUUUUUUUCCUAGAAAUACUAGGAGAGCUGAUGCAUUAGAUUCUCGAGAGAUGGGAGAUGGUGAAGAGUACUUGAAUGGGCCAUCACAUUCCAAUAAGUUUCAUGAGCUUCGUGGUGGUGAUGGCAGCAUGGAUGAUAGAAGAAAGUUCAUAGAGAGGAGAGGACCUAUCCGUUCGUUUCGACCAAAUUUUAACAAUGAUAAUGAAAAUUUUAGAUUUCAUAUGAAUGAUGGACCCAGGCCAUUCAGAUUCUGUCCAGAUGCAGAUACAGAAUUUGAGAGAAGUAACGGCCGGGAAAGGGAAUUUGAUGGGCGAGCCAAGCAUCCAUCUCUUGCUGUACCACGGAGAAUGAGAAAUAUGGAAGAGCAGCAGGAUGGAAAUUUCAGACCUCCUGUCGAAAGGGUCUGGCAUGAUGAUGGAUUCACUGAGGCUAGAGUGAAAAGAAGAAGAUUUUGAGUUGCUACUGCCCUUUUUAUGCUUGGAUGUAGCAGCAUCCGAUGCGAACAGCAAUAUCUGCAUGUGAAUGAAGUUUGCUGGAAGAGAAGGGGCAUCAAGAUGCCGGUAUGGUUUAAUUUCAUGGAAAACAAGGGUCACUCAGCUUUGCUCGCCUAAGAUUGGUAUAAGGAGCUGAGAUUCUGGAAAAAUAAUGUACUAAGAAUUAAUAUCUUGAUUGGCAACAUGAGUCUGUUGUUAAAUGCUUGGCAGGUCCCUUGAAAAAGUUGGCUCUUCUAAGUGCUCUGAUUCUCCUGGUGGUGCAGCAUGGGUUCAUUGCAGCAUCAUGAGUGAAGUUCCUAAGUUACUGUUUCGAGUCUUUUUAUGUUGGUGCUCAUCGCUUGUAAAUUCUCAGAUGGAGCCUCCAAUAGUUUGUAGCCUUAGGUCCAAUCUUGGUGCUCAAUGGAUGGAGUUUUUUACGUAAUAAUAAAGAUUUCAUCACAAGUUGCAUUCAGAUUGAUAGGGUGCUCUGUAUAUUGUGAUCUUGUGGAAGCUUGAGCCUAAAGAAAAUAUCACAACUUAAAACAGUGCCAACUCGUGUCGCAACUCUUAUCUACUAUUUUUGUUCGGUAGCCACUGCAGUUUACUAUUUUUAGCACAAUGUUCUCGACUGUUCUUUCAGCCAGGAUUUGUUCGAGAAAAGGUCUGAAUCUUCCUCUUCUUUUGUGUGAUGUUUGCUGGAGGGUUGUCCCUUUGUUUGAAGGGUGAGCUGUUGUCAUCAGUUUUUUUGCUGAAAACAGAUUUUAUGGAUCUACCAUUAGUUUUGGAGUCAAAUUUUCACUCCAUUAUUAAUCGUAUUUGACAUUUGAUUUCUGUAUGGCUCACUCAGAACAUGCUAUCUGAUGAUUUCUGUUGCGACUGACUGGAAUGAGUAGAAUGUGUUUUUUCUCAUGUGAUCGGCCGUUUUAUGGCAUGGAUGGAUACUUGUGUCGUCCAUUUAUGCGGAUGCUUCCAGAUUAAAAUAUGUCUCACUUGUGUUGGACUAGUCUGCUCCUGAUGGGCUCUGUAGUUCUUCUGGUAUGUGCUCUUUGUUGCAUAUGACUUUGUGAGCAGAAUGUGUUGAGAACAAGCAGUGGCGACUCGUGGGCGGAUUGAUAUUAGAUCGAUCGAAUCGUUAAUGGUGGCUGAGGGUGACUGAAUCUCCUUUGAAAGAAAGUGUCUAAUUCUGUUCAAACUGAUAGGUGAUGAUUGGCAAGUGAGGUGUUCAUGAAACUUGAUUAGGUUUGGAGGGUUUUGAUAUCUUUCAUUUCUAACUGAAUGAAGACACAGAGAGAUAUAUGUUGAAGACAGUAUAUGGUUCCUUUGCAGGUGAAUAAUUUGAUGUUUUGUGAAAAUAUGUACUUUUUCUUAUGAAUAGUUCUUAGUUUCUUGAA